This is a messenger RNA of Anoplophora glabripennis (Asian longhorned beetle), 4514 nucleotides long. It is a transcript of the gene heph, whose product is annotated as polypyrimidine tract-binding protein 1. Lineage: Eukaryota; Metazoa; Arthropoda; Insecta; Coleoptera; Cerambycidae. The transcript is spliced from 11 exons. Gene Ontology annotation, biological process: mRNA processing; regulation of RNA splicing. Bases 1399 to 3210 code for a protein of 603 amino acids. The record is from RefSeq and is a predicted model, not a curated record. Gene Ontology annotation, molecular function: mRNA binding. Gene Ontology annotation, cellular component: nucleus.
GCCAUCGAGUGCGGCGGUCCACCUCUACACUUAUUCCUAUACGAACUGUUCACUCUGUCACCGAGCCCCUUCAGUCCUCACGGGAACGACGACGGUUGUUGCUCCGUUUCGAACGUCUUUUGCCUCCUUUUUCACGCUUCUAGUCACUCUCCUACGUUCUACCUAUUGUGUGCGACUCGACUCUACCGACGAAACAAGGUAAAAUCCAUCUAUUUUUUCUCACGACCGCAGACCUUCCACGUCCAACCAGCUAGCGCACUCCGCGUGGAACCCUUCGUUUUAGUACAAAAUAUAAUAUUUUUUUAUCGAAAAGGUAACGGUUACGGUUAUUUAUUUUUUGGCGUUUUCCAAGGCAAAGACGUUUGAAGUCUUGUCCAAGAAUUUAAUGACAAUCAUCAAGUAAGUGUAAUAAAUUAAUAAGUGUUUAGCUCUAGUUAGCGUUUGGAGUUUCUUGAACUCGUCAGCGAGCGUUCGUUGAUAGUCACAGGCCGUCCUCGAUCACUACAUACAUAACAUAAAUAUAGAAACAAAAAGGGCCCAGUGCAACAGGAUUACUUAUUUAUUAGAUAAAAUAUCGCGCCCCGUACUCGAAAUCAAGUCAAUAUCAGUAAUAGGUAUAUAUCUACAUAGUUUGUGGAAUUUAGACAAUCAUACUCUUUGUAUAUAAAUUUAAAAAUAAUAAUAAAUCACUCUCGCACGCACAUACACACACACACACACACUCUUUCCUACGAGUUUCAAUUAAAUGACAUAUCUGAAUCAUUCGAGACAAUCUCACUUUGAAUCGCUCUUUUUACUACUAUUAUUAUCAAUAAGACACGAGGGUUGUGUGCAAAUAAUUUUCCAGUAUUAGCAUAUCUAUUUAUUGAGACUUAUUUAUUAUAAAUAAUAACAUUAAGGGUAAAUUGUAAUCCUAGGCUAAUUCGUUGUUUGUGUAACAUACAUAUCCGUAGGCUAAAGUUAAAUAAGUAUACACUAUAUAUUUUCAAGUAAGCAAAUCAAAGUUUAUAUUAUAUAUUAUAUAUAUCGUAUCAGAUAAGUAAAGCUCAGUUAUUUAUUACAGUCAAAAGAUAUUUAUUAAGCUAGGCUAAGGUAACUACUGAUAGACUUCACGGAGACAAUCGUGCAAUAUUGCAAAGAUACCAAAAACUCAAUCAAUAAAUCUAGAAAAGAAGACAAUCGAACGAGACAAUCGUGUAAGACGCGUUUUAACUAUCGCGUGAGAGGCGCUUUAGCUCUUCGCGCGCCACCCCCGCAAUCACGACGUACUUUUUCAACGCGCCCGGACAAUAUCCCUACGUAGUGCCCCUGUGUCCCGUGGUCCCCUGCCCGGCAGAGAUCCCCCCCGCAUACGCUCCUGCCCCAGCACCCUGUCCCUGUGGCCAAUGCGCCCCCCACAUGUACAAUAACCACCACCUGGCCGCCCCGAGUACGCUCAUAGUCAACCGGUUCACCGAAAUCAACUACUUCGACAACCCACCGAUUGCCACGUCGCCGGAAAAGUACGCCUACGAAAUGAGAGGAAGUGACGAAUUAUUAUCACAGUCAAACGUAUCAGUCAUGGCUCCUUCAGCGCCUCAUGCAGAUAACAACAAUCAAGAGAAUGCCAAGAAGGCGAAGCUGGAACAGAAUGUGGGCAAGCCGUCGCGCGUCAUACACAUCCGCAACAUCCCCAGCGACGUCUCCGAGGCGGAGAUCAUCCACCUGGGGCUGCCCUUCGGCCGCGUCACCAACGUUCUGGUGCUCAAGGGCAAGAACCAGGCCUUCCUGGAGAUGGGCGACGAGGCGGCCGCCACCUCCAUGGUCAGCUACUUCUCCAGCUGCAUAGCCCAGCUGAGAGGCAGGGCGGUGUACGUGCAGUACUCCAACCACAAGGAACUCAAGACGGACCAGACGCAUUCGAAUGCGAAUGCUUCUGCCCAGGCGGCUCUACAGGCAGCUCAAGCCAUUACACAAAACUCUGUGACGCCGGCAGCUACUCCAACUACUCCUGUUACAAAUGGCCAGGAUAUACAGGGUGGCCCCAAUACUGUCCUUAGGGUUAUUGUCGAGCACAUGAUUUAUCCAAUCAGCCUAGAUAUUUUACAUUUGAUAUUCCAACGUUUUGGAAAAGUACUGAAGAUUGUUACUUUUACAAAAAACAACUCAUUCCAAGCGUUAAUCCAGUACCCAGACACACAGUCUGCCCAGACAGCCAAACAGGCCCUAGAUGGUCAGAACAUCUACAAUAGCUGCUGCACGCUGCGUAUUGACUAUUCCAAGAUGUCUUCGCUGAACGUCAAAUACAACAAUGACAAGUCCAGGGAUUACACAAACCCCAACUUGCCCACUGGAGACACCAACGACCAGCUGGCCCUAAGCGGUGGUUUAGCGGGAGGACUGGGAGCGGAUAUUCUGCUGCUCGCUACUCAACCAAGGUUGGCUAGGGAGAGGUUGGCUGAUUCCAUAUUAGCUGGAGCACCUGGUGUUCUCAGCAGCCCCUUCAUGCAUGGCCUGGCAUCCCCCCUAGCAGCACCAUAUGCAGGUGGAGUAGCAGGGGCCAUCCCGGGUCUAGGCAGCUUUGCCCUGGGUCAGACGGCACCAGGAUUGCGGGGCCUUACCACUCCAGGCAUGGCAAUGGCCACCGUACUACUGGUCAGCAACUUGAACGAAGAGAUGGUCACGCCUGAUGCUCUCUUUACACUAUUUGGCGUCUACGGUGAUGUGCAAAGGGUGAAGAUCCUUUACAACAAAAAGGACUCUGCUCUCGUCCAACUCGCUGAACCACAUCAAGCUCACUUAGCCAUUACCCAUAUGGACAAGCUCAAAGUGUUCGGCAAGAACAUCCGAGUGAUGUUGAGCAAACACCAGUCAGUACAAAUGCCCAAAGAAGGCCAGCCUGAUGCUGGUUUAACCAAAGACUACAGCCAGAGUCCACUGCACAGAUUUAAGAAGCCGGGUUCCAAGAACUACCAGAAUAUCUAUCCACCAUCGUCGACGCUGCAUCUCAGCAACAUACCGGCUACCGUUAAUGAGGAUGACAUCAAGGAAGCCUUCACUAAGAACGGAUUCACUGUCAAGGCUUUCAAAUUUUUCCCAAAAGACAAGAAGAUGGCACUUAUCCAGCUGCCCAGCAUGGAGGAGGCCGUCAUUGCACUGAUAAAGAUGCACAACUACCAGCUGUCGGAAUCGAACCACCUGAGGGUCUCCUUCUCAAAAUCGAGUAUAUAAUGCGACCUGUAAAUCCAAAAGAACAGUAUUCAUUCCAUUAGGCCAUGUCACGAGUCAGUGAGACGUGGCAACGACAUGGUAGCUAAAUGAAAUAAUGUAACACAGCGCUUAUUUAUUGAUUAAUAAUAUAUAGACUGUUAUUUGGCAGGAUUAGCUUUUUUGAGUAUGUUGACAGAACAGUAUGAUUUAGUAUUUUUUAAAAUUGUAUUGUUAGGUUAGUUUUACGUUACGUAAAUUAAGUAUUUUUUUAUGGUUUAGUAUUAAUGAUUUUUUUUUUCUAGUUUCUCGUAUGUUUUACUCAAUUGUAUAAGUAUUCUUUUGUUUCUUGUAUGCGUUUGGUAUUCAGUAUUGGACGGCUUUAACUCUUAAGCAACUGUUAGAAAAAUUUAGGGUUAUGAAGAAGAAGGAAUCGCCGCGAUGUUAUUUUUUGUAAGUUUAUAGAGAAAUGUUUAUCUCAUGUUGUAUAGAAACACUUGUAAGGGCUGCUUCGUGCACGGUUUGCGACACGAACAUGUCCAAUAGUAUUAUAUGGCUAGUAUUGUUAGUAUGUCGCGGAAUUUUUAGAAUAAUUAGUUUUUAGCCAGUGACUAGUUUAGGGCAACCACAGGGUUUAGCUGUACCCUAGAGAUAUGAACGUUUCCCUCAGUAUUGGGACACGGUUCAUAUUUUUUCGAGGCAGGCAAUCAUGUUUCUCCACUCAAAUCUCAUAGCGAAUCUCUCUUAAGUUGUCUCAACAUGCUUGCCUGGAACGGUGCGCCAUAAACGCGGGUUUCACUGAAAUCGAAGAAAUUGAAUGUGAGACGUGCGUUGGCGCCCUCGGGAAAUUCUACGUUCAUCUAUCUAUAUUAUACUUACACUUGACAAUCAUGAUCAUACUUUUAAAAUGCAAAUACUGAAUAGGAACGCGUGAGCUACAUCUCCCUAUGUCUAUCUCUGUCUAUGAAAAAAAGGAAAUUUCUGCUACGUUCGUUUGAGAUGACAUAUCGCACACGCAGCAUUUGCCAAAUUCGAAGUCAAUAUCUACAAUAUUAUAGUUGUGUGACUGUACGUACGUGUUGAAAGAUAUAUUUUUUUAUCUUCUGUCAUUUUUAAGUACGCACAAUGUGUCUUUCAUGGAUGUCGUUAUUAGUUUUUUAUAUGUGUAACCUUUUCUUUGAUUUGACGCUGUUUUUUUUUGUAUUCAUUUAUCCGCGCCUCUCAGGUUUAUUUUUAAUUUGUAACCUUAAAACUCUGUACUCCUGCAUUUAGUAUUCUUAGAAGUCUUACUUCUUUUUUGAUGUUUAUUAAACAUUUCGUUUAUAUCA